This is a messenger RNA of Trematosphaeria pertusa, 2115 nucleotides long. RefSeq names its product bifunctional 6-phosphofructo-2-kinase/fructose-2,6-bisphosphate 2-phosphatase. Gene Ontology annotation, cellular component: cytosol. Lineage: Eukaryota; Fungi; Ascomycota; Dothideomycetes; Pleosporales; Trematosphaeriaceae. Gene Ontology annotation, biological process: fructose metabolic process; fructose 2,6-bisphosphate metabolic process. Gene Ontology annotation, molecular function: 6-phosphofructo-2-kinase activity; ATP binding. The transcript is spliced from 2 exons. The coding region runs from base 1 to 2115 and encodes 704 amino acids. The record is from RefSeq and is a predicted model, not a curated record.
AUGAGCAAGCUCACACUCCCUGGACCCCAGCACGCGCACCCUCUCUCCAACGGCGAACCGCCGCGGCCUGUUUCCGCACAGCCCGCAAUCCCCUCCGCUCCCGAUCCUCCCGCCGACUCCACCAAUGCGCCGUUCGCGAAGGAUCCUGCACUACAUCAUGCGGAAUUGAAGCCUCUGCCCCUCGUGGGCGCUAAUCACGCUCACAACCAUGUCCACCGGCAGGCUAUCGGAAAGGACGGCGUGGGCGCUGCCCUGAGCGACACGCCCGCGCCGUCCCAGCCAGGCAGCCCGCGCAUGACUGACCAGUGCAGACACGCCAUGAGGAACAAUUCGGCCGCCUCGACGCCUCGAAUACGCCCGACCACCCUCGACAUUCCCGGCUUGACCAAGUCGAAAGUCUCUCCCGAUGGCAAGAUCGCGCAGCGCGACGUGGGCUCCAAGCUUGUCAUCAUCAUGGUGGGCCUGCCGGCGCGGGGCAAGAGCUACAUCACGAAGAAAAUGACCAGAUACCUCAAUUGGCUGCAGCAUGACACCAAGAUUUUCAACGUGGGCGAGAAGCGUCGGGUGGCUGCCAGCGGCCACGGAUUCCGAAUGUCGUCGUCGAGCCUCGAAAAGGUGCCUUCUGGCGUGGCGCGCGCCCUGGAGCAGAACGAAGCGACGCUCCCACAGAUAGCAGCGAAAAUUCUGAUCAAUGGCGAGUCUCCGGCAAAUUCGCUCUCGCCGCUAAAUUUGCCAAGUCCCGCCCGCGAGCACCAUGAGACGGCGGUGGAGGAGGAGCCUCCUCCCCGUGUGGAAGUGAAUUCCCCCGGCCCCGAGGCGCCCACGCCCGCAAACGAAGAAAAUCAAGAUUCAACAAUGGACCAGUCGGCGAGCUUCUUCGAUCCGUCAAAUAAGAGGGCAGCCCAAAUACGCGAACAAUGCGCCAUGGAAACGUUGGACGAGCUCCUGGACUGGGUUUUGAAGGGAAACGGCUCCGUCGGGAUCUUCGAUGCCACGAAUAGCACUCUGGCCCGCAGAAAGCAGAUCAUGGAGAGGAUACGCCAACGAGCAGGACCCGAGCUGAAUGUACUCUUUGUUGAGUCUGUCUGCAAGGAUCAGAAUCUGCUUGAGUCCAAUAUGCGCCUGAAGCUCUCUGGACCCGAUUACCAGGACAAGGAUCCCAUCGCCGCAUUAGAAGAUUUCAAGAAGCGUGUCGCCAUUUACGAGAAGAACUACGUUCCCCUUGGCGACUACGAGGAGGAGCACAACAUGUCGUAUGUCAGCAUGAUUGAUGUGGGCCGAAAGAUGAUUUCACAUCAAGUCCGUGGUUUCCUCGCCGGUCAGGCGGUGUAUUACCUUCUCAACUUCAAUCUCGCCCCCCGCAUGAUCUGGGUCACACGACACGGCGAGUCAAUGGAUAAUGUCGCAGGAAGGAUUGGUGGAGAUUCCGACUUGAGCGAGAGCGGCCGUAAAUACGCCCAGGCAAUGUCCCGCUUUAUUGACGGCCAACGCAAGGCUUGGGCCGUCCAUCAGGCUGACAAGAUUGCCAACACUCACUUCCCGCCCGUCCCCGGUGAUCACACGCCACCGAAUCCCUACUAUGGCAACGAAGGAGAGCAAAAGAACUUCUGCGUUUGGACUUCCAUGCUGAAACGCAGUGUCCAGUCAGCCCAAUACUUCUGCGACGAAGAUUACGACGUCAAACAGAUGCGCAUGCUUGACGAGCUGAAUGCGGGUUACAUGGAGGGCAUGACGUACCAUGAAAUCAAGACCAAGUUCAGCGAGGAAUAUGAGCGACGAAAGACCGACAAGCUCGCCUACCGCUACCCAGGCCCCGGAGGAGAAGGCUAUCUGGACGUCAUCAACCGCAUCCGCCCUGUCAUUUUCGAGCUCGAGCGUAUGACCGACCACUGCCUGCUCGUCACUCAUCGCUCGGUUGCGCGCGUUCUUCUCGCGUACUUCCAAGGCCUGAAUCGCGAGGACGUUGCGGACCUAGAUUGUCCUCUGGGGAUGCUCUAUCAGCUCGAGCCCAAGCCGUAUGGUGUUGAGUUCAAGGCCUGGCGGUAUAACGCAGAGUCCGAUGACUUUGAAUGCCUGCCGGACUACAAGCUCCGCAGGGCGCCCCCUCACCACUAA